This is a messenger RNA of Pseudoliparis swirei, 3262 nucleotides long. RefSeq names its product serine/threonine-protein kinase NIM1. The coding region runs from base 1 to 1470 and encodes 489 amino acids. The transcript is spliced from 4 exons. NCBI's taxonomy places the organism in Eukaryota, Metazoa, Chordata, Actinopteri, Perciformes, Liparidae. Gene Ontology annotation, cellular component: cytoplasm. Gene Ontology annotation, biological process: protein phosphorylation; intracellular signal transduction; microtubule cytoskeleton organization. Gene Ontology annotation, molecular function: protein serine/threonine kinase activity; ATP binding; tau-protein kinase activity. The record is from RefSeq and is a predicted model, not a curated record.
AUGGAGAUUUAUCCUAAUUUUAACAUUGUUUUGUGGAACCAGCUCCACAUUUCACAGAGUGGUGCUGACGGAUUUCCACAGUCAUCUGCAAAGGAACCCGGAUAUCUUCAUGGCUUUCUUUCUUCUUCAAUUUAUUUUCAAGCUAUCAAAGCACGCCUUUGGCCAAAGCCGAAAGAGAGCAAAAAACCCAAAGACGAGGCUCGAGUGGCGGACAGUAUAGCCAAGAAGCCGCCGGCCCCUGCGGCCAUAAGUGCCAUCCCACAGCUGACCGAAGCCGAGAGGAUGAGGCAGUCCCCGUUUGAGAGGGUCGUCUACGACAUGGCCCACAACGAGAGGACCGUCAACGACCUGAUGCUCGGUCGGAGAGUUGGCUUCUACGAGCUGCACGGAGAGAUCGGUCAGGGAAACUUCUCCACUGUCAAGUUGGGCAUCCACGCCUUGACGAAAGAGAGAGUCGCUAUCAAAAUCAUGGAUAAGCCGCGUCUGGGCGAGAGCAUCCAUCCGUUGAGCUCCUCAGAGAUCAGCUCCAUGGAGAAGCUGUGCCACCCCAACGUAGUGCGGCUGUACGAGGUGAUGGAGACCAGCCAGAAGCUGUAUCUGGUGAUGGAGUACGGCAGCAGCGGAGACCUGUUCUCCCGAAUCACCACCAGGGGGAAGCUUAACGAACAGGAAACCAAGCUGGUCUUCGCACAAGUCCUCUCUGCUGUUAAACACAUGCACGACAACAACAUUGUCCACAGAGACCUUAAGGCGGAGAACAUCUUCUACACCACCAGCUGCUGCAUCAAGGUCGGAGACUUCGGCUUCAGCAAAGAGAACGGCCCUGAUGACCUCCUCACCAACUUCUGUGGCUCGCCACCGUACGCUGCUCCUGAACUGUUUCAGGAUAAAGGUUACGUCGGAUGCUAUUCAGACACCUGGGCCUUAGGGAUUCUUUUGUACUUCAUGGUGACGGGCACUUUGCCCUUUCAUGGGGACAAACUUGGGAACUUGAAGCGCUGCAUCCUUCAGGGAGCCUACAGUAUCCCUGCGUACGUGCCCUACCCAUGCCAGUUGGCGAUUAAGGGCAUGCUGCGGCCUGUGCCCGUCGACCGCUCGUCUGUCACACAGAUUGCGAACAGUGACUGGCUGAAGGGGAUCGAGUACCCUCCUCCGUAUGUCUUGUUGCCCCUGUCCCCGGCACACUUUGCCCACAACAACCAGGCUCUGUGUGUGGAGGAGCAGGAGGUGAAGACGUUGCUGUCUGAUCUGGGUAUUUCCAAAGUCCAUUUCCAAAACAAUCCCUGCUUAGACGGUCGGAGCACAUUGACUGGGACCUACCGGAUCCUUCUCCAUCGGGUCCAGAAGAGGAGGACAGUGGAGGCAGUGGGUUAUUCAGCGCUUCACCCUGAUGAGUACGGGAGUCCGAAGAAGUGGACUGUAGAAGCUUUGGACAAACACAAUCCCUCGGCGGUCUGUGUUGUACAGUAAAGAGAAUGAACUGGACUGGACUUGCUUUAGUCGGGGCUCUUCAUCACAAACACGUGUGUCUGUGUGUUCGCGUCACUCAAUGCAGGCUCCCUUAUUACUUUGUGAGGCGUCAUGUUGCGAAAUACUCAAGUUCUGCAAUGCUGGACCAAAAAUGCUUCAAACUCAUUCUAAGUGAACUUUUAGUGUAUUCACACCAGAAAACAGACAACAUGCAUAGAGAUGCUUGACUUCCCACAAUGCAUUGCAGAAAAGAAGAUGGAGGAGCUUCUCACAGAGGACAUUCAAAGUAAUGGAAGGUAAACGGUGGUAAAACAGCUGCAAAAUACCUCAGAAAACCAUCGACAUCUUUGUAAGAACAUUGCUGCCGUUUGUUUACGCAGUUUAAUAAGCAGAAUCUUCAACGUUGCAGUUUGACAGAAGUGUCUCAGUACAUUAGGACAAAAAGUUGAUUUUGUUGUAUAUUAACUGCAAAAAACAGCACUAUGAACAGAACAUACACACUGACACAGCGUAAGUGUUUUUGCAUGUGUCGCUUCUUAUUGAUGGUAUAAAGUCGAGGAAACAUGAAGCAUAGACGGAGAGCUGAGUGGUGACAUGCAGCAAAGCCUCCCAGCUGGAUUUGCUCCGGGGACAUCGUGUUCAUGUCUUUGCCUCUAAGCCGCGAUGAUGCCCCUAAAUUGAGGAUGACGUUUUAGGACAUUUCCCAAUUCAUGCUUCUCGGACUGACACAUGCACGGUGUCUUGGCUGAGUAGGGAAACAUUUACAAGACUUUACCACAAACCAAGUUUCCUUCAAUGUCUGGAGAAGACUGGAUUACCAACUGGGAACCAAAGAUCCAGGUUGUUGUGCUCACAUGGUUAAUUUCCCGAAACAAAGCUGUUCCUUCAACAAAUGAACUGGGCCAUGUAAUAUUCCAGUAUGAGGACAGUUUUUCUUCAAAAUAUAACGAAGCUGCCACCUAUUAGUGUGCUGUGUGCACUGUUCUUCAUCGGAACUUGGUGUCAUGAUCCGAAUGUUGGCGUCUUGUUUCCCGUCUUAUUUUAAAGUCCCUGUCUCUUGUGUCCUCUGUUUCCCUGCACUUCCUGUCCCUGUGAUUGUCUCAUGCCAUGCCCUCAGCCACUCUUGUCUCGUUGGUGUCUCAAUCCUGUACUUUUGUGUGUGUCUUGUAACUUAUAGUUAAUGUCUUUGGACAUUUUUGUCAAGUACAGGAGAGCUUUUGUGUUAUUUACUUGGAGUCCUGUCCUGUUCCUCUGCACAUGAGCUCUUGCCUCACCCGAUCCGUGACACUUGGAAGCAACAGCGCUCCAAUAGAAGCCAAACUUCGGAUAGGUUUGAAAUACAUCUUUGCACUAAAUGAAGACUUCAAUCGGAUUGAAGCUCAGUAUAAAAGGAUCACUUCUGAGCCAGAUUGAACAAGUUGACAAAACAUGUUUCAAUGUACACGUGGGAGCCGGAGCAUUAUUUAAAUCCAGACAGAUAUGCUAGAUCCUUAGCUUUUAUGUCGAUGUUUAACCAUUGUUUUCAUCGAGGCAAUGAAAAACUGAUUUUUAGACCAACUGUCAAUAGAGCUAUGUUGUAUAUUGUGGACGGAUGGCUCAUGUUAAUUCUUGGUUCAAGCUGAUGCCAAAUGCAGACUGUGGGAGAUUACUGGACCAAGUCUGAGCCUGCUUUCAUGAAUAUCCAGUUGCAAUCUCAUCAGGGAGGAAUGAUGCAUUUGCAUCACCCAAAAUCAACCAAAUCAUGACAGAACUGUUGUAAAUCAUGUCGCUCAUAAACUAAUAUAGAAAACCA